AUGGCGACACCAGCACCGUCCACUGACGACGUCGCGCAAAUCCCGGAGCCGAUCCCCUGUGCUUACCCACCCGCAAAACCACCAGCCCACGUCUACGACACCAUCAUUACCGUCGCGGUCGGACCCGAUGACGCCAAGAAAAAGUUCGAGAUCUAUCGGGGACUACUGUGUCACUUCUCAAGCUAUUUCGAUCGCAUGCUGAACGGCUCGUUCCGGGAAGCUGGCUCGACCUAUCUUCAUCUCAAGGAUGUCGAUGCCGCAACCUUCCAGGUCUUCUACUAUUGGCUCAACUCCGGUGUUGUGGACUACACCAGCGGUGACGCAUCGACCACAGCCGCUCGAAUUUGGCAGAACGCUAUUGAUGCCUACAUAUUCGCCGACUUUCAUCAGGCACAAGUCUUCAAGAACGCUGUCUUAGACUCUCUCUACCUCUAUUACGAAAAGAAUAACCUCAUGUGCGUCUCGAUUACAGGAACACUGUAUGCGAACACUGUUGCACAUGACGCCAUGAGAAAUUUCAUAGUAUGUAUAGCGGCUGGAACCUUAUCGUUCAAGAGCGUACAAAUGCACGGUGGGGCAGAGCUUUGCGAGAAGGCUUUCUUAUUCGAUGUCAUCUUGGCAUCUCAGGAACGGAUAUUGGUUCCGGCGGUUGACGCAGGACUUUGGCUCGCUGAUAUGCGCAAGAACUUUUGCGAGCAUUAUCAUACAUACAAAAAGACGGGGAUUUCUUGA
This is a messenger RNA of Alternaria incomplexa, 732 nucleotides long. RefSeq lists its product as uncharacterized. The transcript is spliced from 2 exons. The coding region runs from base 1 to 732 and encodes 243 amino acids. Gene Ontology annotation, molecular function: protein binding. The record is from RefSeq and is a predicted model, not a curated record. NCBI's taxonomy places the organism in Eukaryota, Fungi, Ascomycota, Dothideomycetes, Pleosporales, Pleosporaceae.